Molecule: messenger RNA, 1056 nt
Organism: Penicillium expansum
Lineage: Eukaryota; Fungi; Ascomycota; Eurotiomycetes; Eurotiales; Aspergillaceae
Product: zinc-binding alcohol dehydrogenase family protein
Exons: 2
Coding region: 1-1056 (351 amino acids)
Molecular function (GO): oxidoreductase activity, acting on NAD(P)H
Source: RefSeq, a predicted model, not a curated record
AUGUCGAUCCCACAGAACCUAGCUGCAUGGCUCACCAAAGCUGGCUCUCCCCUACAGGUGGGAGAUGCUCCGCUGCCCACAGCAGGGCCAGGGGAACUCGUCAUCAAAAACGCAGCGAUUGCUAUCAACCCUCUCGACUGCCACAUGCAAGACUCCGGGGUCUUCGUGCAGCAAUGGCCCGCCAUCUUUGGAUGCGAUAUAGCCGGUGAGGUGUAUGAAGUGGGAAAGGAUGUUGAACGCUUCAAGAGAGGGAGUCGUGUAAUCGGACACGCUAUCAAUCUGACUAGUGGGCGCUCUCAGGAUGGUGCAUUUGCUCUGUACACGGUAAUUCCCGCAAACAAAGCGGCCAUACUCCCGGAUGAAAUAUCGUUCACGGAUGGCGUUGUAGUGCCAUUCGCAUUGGAGGCGGCCGUCUGCGUGCUUUCCCUCAAGGAGCCUGGUGUCGCCAUGCCUGGUGUAGCUACACCGGCACUAGGCCUUCCGUACCCCUCGCUGCAGGACGUGCCAUCCUCUGGCAAGACGCUUGUUGUAUAUGGUGGCUCGUCCUCAGUUGGCUCGAUGACGACGCAGCUUGCUACAGCGGCCGGAAUUUAUGUGAUCUCCAUCACCGGCGCACACAAUUUUGAAUUUAGCAAGAGGUGCGGUGCAGGCCAAGUGUUUGAUCGCAAUGAUACUUCACUUGUCGACAAGGUUGGCGAUGCGGUUCGAAAGAGUGGCGGCGAGUUCGUUGGCAUCUUUGAUGCUAUAUCUACCCCCGGGACUUAUGCUCAUGACAUUGCUAUUCUUGGUCAGCUGGAUGGAGGACACCUUGCUUGUGUGCAUCCUCCCCCUCCUGCCACCGAUCUUCCCGCAAAUGUCAAUGCCGGUAUGAUUUUUGCUGUCAACAAUAUUGCGACGCCUGUGUGGGAGGAGUAUGUUACGCCUGCGUUGCAGUCUGGAAAGCUCCAGUGCCUCCCACUUCCGCUUGUCGUCGGUAAGGGCUUAGAGCAUAUUCAAUCUGCGUUGGAAAAGUCCAAGGCGGGAGUCAGUGCCACGAAGCUGGUGGUGGAGUUGUAG